GAGCGCGCUCCGCCUCAGCCUGGCUGGCGGUUUAAAGAUGGCGGCGGCGGCGCUCGUGCCCCGCGUUCCCUGACGGACGGACGGACGGACUGACGGGCGGGCGGGCGGCCGGAGGGAACGACGGACUGACGGGCGGGCUGACGAACGGAAGGAGCGAGGCCGCGGCGUCAGCGGGAGCGGAGCGGCUUACGCUCAGGUUGAAAGAAGAAAGGAACUUAAGGACUGAAGACCGGCUACCUCCACCUAAGUCUUCAGCUGUUUAAGCUGAAUGCAUUGUGAUUUCCAAUAAUUGAGACAGUGAUUCUAAAAGCUGUCUACAUUAAUGAAAAGAACAAUGUAGUCAGCUUAGCUAAGUCAUCAGUGUUGCCAUUGACUCACUUGAUGGAUUUUUGCAUGUUAGGAGAAUAGAUUGGUAUAACUUAAGUUUUUGUUCUUUUAAAGUGGUCAUUUUAAGAGUAUUUAAGAUAUGGAGACAUUGGAAAGCAUAGCUCCUCUCCAACAAGAGUUGACAAGAGAAUUGAUUGUGGAGAACCACCUUUAUCUCCCGCCACUGCCUCCUAGCGAAGAGCCUCCACCACCUCCCCUGCAAACGUCCAGUGACGCAGACGUAAUGGACGUUGGCUCUGGUGGUGCUGGACAGUCAGAUACCCCCGCUGGGGACAUGUACACCCACUUCGGACCCCAGCUUCUCACCAAAGGAUCUGCUCCCUACAAAAGCCGCCUCUGCAUAGACCCAGACAACUGCGACUUAAGCCCAAGAACAGCUCGUCAUGCCCCUUUAGUUCGAAAAUUCAUCCCUGAUCUUAGGUUGCUUAAGGAUGUCAAGAUUAGCGUAAGCUUUACAGAAAGCUGCAAAAGCAAAGACAGAAAGGUUCUCUAUACUGGAGCUGAGCCAGAUGAUAAGGCCGAGGCAGCUUUUAGUAUAAAUGAUGUCAAAGGAGAUUUUCAUGUGUGUCCUUUUGAUGGUAGUCAUGGGAACAUAGUAGGAGUAGUGGGUGAAAGUGUAGACAAGAGGGAUGAGGAAAAUGAGAUUGAUCAGGAAAAGAGAGUGGAGUAUGCAGUGCUGGAUGAGUUAGAAGAUUUUACUGACAAUAUGGAAAUAGAGGAAGAAACAGGAGGGUUCACAGCUAAAGCAAUUUCUCAACGAGAUAAAGUGGAUGAAGACACCUUGAAUUUCUCCUAUGAGGAUGAUUUUGACAAUGAUGUGGAUGCGCUCCUAGAAGAGGGUCUUUGUGCCCCCAAAAAGAGGAAAAUCGAAGAGAAAUAUGGAGGGGAGAGCGAUCACCUGUCUGAUGGAGAAACGACUGUGCAGCCAAUGAUGACCAAAAUAAAGACUGUCCUUAAAAGCCGUGGCCGCCCGCCUACAGAACCGUUACCUGAUGGAUGGAUCAUGACAUUCCAUAACUCUGGAAUUCCUGUCUAUCUGCAUAGAGAAUCUAGAGUUGUUACCUGGUCCAGACCAUACUUCUUAGGAACAGGAAGCAUAAGGAAACAUGAUCCUCCCCUGAGCAGCAUUCCUUGUCUACAUUAUAAGAAAAUGAAGGACAAUGAGGAGAGAGAACUCAGCAAUGACAUCACCCCCAUUGGGGAUGCCUCCCCAAUGAAGUCCAUGGAGAAGGCUUCUGAGCUGGACAGCCAGACUGAGGAGCCAGACUCCACAGCAGUGGACUCUGGGUCCCUCGAUGAGAAAGAACCUCUAGGGGGAGACACAGCCCAAGGAGCAUUAGGCCAAGUUAAGGCCAAAGUGGAAGUGUGUAAAGAUGAAUCUGUUGAUCUUGAGGACUUUCGAAACUAUCUGGAAAAACGUUUUGAUUUUGAGCAAGUUACUGUGAAAAAGUUCAGGACUUGGGCAGAAAGACGCCAGUUCAACCGUGAAAUGAAGCGUAAGCAGGCAGAAUCCGAGAGGCCCAUCUUGCCCGCCAACCAGAAACUCAUUACUUUGUCUGUGCAUGAUGCGCCUACAAAGAAAGAAUUUGUUAUUAAUCCCAAUGGGAAGUCAGAGGUCUGCAUACUGCACGAGUACAUGCAGCGAGUCCUCAAGGUUCGCCCUGUUUACACUUUCUUUGAAUGUGAGAACCCAAGUGAGCCUUUUGGAGCCUCAGUGACUAUUGAUGGAGUGACCUAUGGGGCUGGAACUGCAAGCAGCAAAAAGCUUGCAAAGAACAAAGCUGCCCGAGCCACACUGGAAAUCCUCAUCCCUGACUUUGUUAAGCAGACCUCCGAUGAGAAACCCAAAGACAGUGAAGAACUGGAGUAUUUCAACCAUAUCAGUAUUGAAGAUUCACGGGUGUAUGAACUGACCAGUAAGGCGGGACUUUUGUCGCCAUAUCAGAUUCUCCAUGAGUGCCUUAAAAGAAACCACGGAAUGGGCGACACAACCAUCAAGUUUGAAGUGAUCCCUGGGAAAAACCAGAAGAGUGAAUAUGUGAUGACAUGUGGGAAGCACACUGUCCGGGGCUGGUGUAAAAACAAGAGAGUCGGGAAACAAUUAGCCUCUCAGAAAAUCCUUCAACUUCUGCACCCACAUGUCAAAAAUUGGGGCUCUUUAUUGCGCAUGUAUGGCCGGGAGAGCAACAAGAUGGUGAAACAGGAAAUGUCAGAUAAAAGUGUGAUCGAACUUCAGCAGUACGCCAAAAAGAACAAGCCAAAUCUACACAUUCUGAACAAACUGCAGGAAGAGAUGAAAAAGCUGGCUCAGGAAAGGGAGGAAACCCGGAAGAAGCCCAAGAUGACCAUAGUUGAGUCAGCUCAGCCCGGCAGUGAGCCUCUGUGUACGGUUGAUGUGUAACCAGCAGCCCAGGUGGGGAGCGGUGAGACAAGCGGCCUGCGGCCCCUGGGUGCCAUGCGCAGCAGGCUGCUCUUCAGAGAUGCAUCCUUCUGUUUCUGCCCCAUCGGGCCCCUGUCAUUCACCCCCAACUUGUUACCUCUUAGGAGUCAUGUUUAAAUGAUUGAUCAAAAAGGAAAAAAAAAGGGGCUCUUUGGUGGGGGGGCCAUCAAGCAGAGAUGCUAACAAACCACCCUUCACUACAGACCUUGUAAAAGCAAGCACUUUGUCCUUGACAGUCAUCCAUGGUGUCUGCAUUGGAUGGGUGUUUCCAGAUCAGAUUCAGAGUAUGUACAGUUUGGAGCAGAUAUGUUAGAGAUAUAUGAAGAGAUACAGGCUUCUGUGUAUGUGCCUCAAACUAUUUUUAUGGAAGGUUUUGUUGCAUUUUAGCUUGUAACAGUAUGCACUAGGAGAGACCGUUUGGUGCCAGAGAAAAGGACUAAUAAUAAGCAAGGAGCCUUGUUCCGAAUCGAGGCUCGAGCCCAUUGGAGAGCCUCUCCUUGCUGGAGGCCAGACCUGGGCAGCAGGACAAGCUUGGGUCUUUAAAUCCCAAACCAAAAUGACUCACAGUAGGAGUGAGUGACAGGUUUGAUUCUUCCCCACCCCUCACCUUGACCCUUUUUUAAAAAAACAGUUGGAGAAGAGCUGUGAUGACUAAUUAAUUGUAGCAGUGAAACUCUUGGGCCUUUUGGGCAUGAAAGCCACAUUUUGGAUCUUGGAGGAUAAACAUUAACUGAUGACAAUGAUUAUUCUUUUAACUGAACUCCUCUGCCAGUGCAUAACAGUUACAAACUGAAGCCGGGAUUGGCAGAUUUUAAUGGGUUUGCUGCCUUGAGUGCAUUUUUAUUUGUUUUUCUACCCAAGUCUUAAAACCCUUAAAAAAAGACUUUUUUAAAAUACCAAGACUCCCCCUUCUCUCCCUCUUUUCCUUCUGGGCACCCAGCAGAAGUUUUUAGGGAAUUGGUUUUUCCCAGUGUGUGGCUGGCAGUGAAGCUGUGCUGUAACACUUUGGUGAGAUUUUUGUAGCAUUCUUGAAAAGCAGCUUUGGCCUUGAUGUGUGGCAUGUGUUAAUGACGAUGAAUUAAGCUAUUCAGGGGUGAGAGGAAGUCCAGUCUACUUUGACAUCCAGCAAAGGGCUGGUUUGCAUCUUAGGGAGUGGUGGUGGGGCUUGGUGGCCUGCCUCCUGUGCCUGCCUUCAGGGCUCCAUUGGUUUCUUUGUUGAACAGUGGAGGUGUUACACCUUCAGUAGCCCCAAAGUCCUUUGUCAUGGUGCUUGUCUGAGCAGGGCCCCCUCUUGCCAAGAGCUGGGGGCAGACAAAGGCACAGCCUGUCUUCUCCUGGGAAAGGUUGGCCUGCUCUGGUUUCCAGACUCCCCGCCCUGCAGACACACAGUGCCAGGCUGUGCAGGGUCCUCAUUUGGAGAGGCUCGGAGUGUCCUCCAUCUCCGCUAGUGGACAGGCUGUGGGCCACUGAGUCCCAUCAGGUCUUAGAAGAAAACAAACACGCUUAUUCAGUUCAAGUGUCAUUACGAUCAGUGGAAUUUUUAAGACUCACAAUCUGUUUUUCACUGUAGAAAAGGAGAAAGGAAGAUUAGAUUUCUCAGCCCUUCUCUAAAAUGGCCUCUCUUAAUAGAGCUUUAAUGCAGGAGGUGGCCACAGUCUUAGGGAGAGACUUGGUGAUGUAUCGAGCAGCCAUCAUUCUUGGCAAAGGGCUUUGCUGUCUUCUGGGAAAGGCAGACCUGACCUUUACCUUUAGGCAGCACUGUCCACCCCACCAUCCCCAAGACCACCCCAGCCCACCUGGGCCAAACACCCCAGUAGAUUUGCUUCUCCCCAUAUGCUGCCAGGGCCCAGAGCAGACGCAGACCCUGCCCCAGAGGUCUCACUCACACAGACCUGAUGUUGUUGCCUUGGAAACAGGUUGAAAACCACAGGCACCACCUUGUUGCUCUAGCUGGCAUGUUGCUUUAGUCUUCCCUCAGCCCCUAGCUCUGAAUCAUGUGAGGGUGACUUUUGCCCUUAGCAAGUACAGGCAGAGACUCAUGACCCAAAGCUCCAUUCAUAUUUGGCGUGGCCACACACUCAGCCUCAGACUGCUGGACUCCACUCUGCAGACUGGGUGUCAGCUCUCAUGCUUCGGGUUGACUUAGGGGUUAGUCUCACCUUUAGACAGUGCUAGGCUAAAGGCUUGUAGCAAGUCAGUCAGUUGGUCAUUGAGUGAACAUCUCCAUUUGCAUGAUAAGAUGCAUAAGCUUGGCCAUGAGCAUCCAUGAAGUGGACAUGUGUGCCAGGUGUGCCAGGAAUCAGCUGUGGACUCGCUGCCUCAAGCAAAACUGUCCAGAGGAAGCUGCCGCCCCUGCUUGUCCUUGCUCUUGGUUGGGUAUGUGUCCUGGGGUGGUGGGCUUCUCAAGGUACUGUGUCAAUAAAGUGGGACCAUCCUCUUU
This is a messenger RNA of Trichosurus vulpecula (common brushtail), 5267 nucleotides long. It is a transcript of the gene DGCR8, whose product is annotated as DGCR8 microprocessor complex subunit. Gene Ontology annotation, cellular component: microprocessor complex. The transcript is spliced from 14 exons. Gene Ontology annotation, biological process: primary miRNA processing. Gene Ontology annotation, molecular function: identical protein binding; double-stranded RNA binding; heme binding. NCBI's taxonomy places the organism in Eukaryota, Metazoa, Chordata, Mammalia, Diprotodontia, Phalangeridae. Bases 467 to 2788 code for a protein of 773 amino acids. The record is from RefSeq and is a predicted model, not a curated record.